AUGCCGGGCGUGCUGCUGCAUCACGAGACUUCGAUGAAGGACUCGUAUCACGACUACCUCACGCCGUGGACGCACUACGUGCCCGUGCGCAACGACCUGAGCGACUUGCGAGAGAAGGUGGAGUGGUGCGAGGCGAACGACGCCAAGGCGAGGGAGAUAUCAGCGAACGGCGCGAAGUUUGUCGAGGCGUUUCGAACGCCCGAGGUGCGUUCUAUACGCUGGUUCCCAUACGACCGCGUUGGCGUGGUGAACGCCGAUCCUUGA
Micromonas pusilla CCMP1545 is the source of this 264-nucleotide messenger RNA. RefSeq lists its product as uncharacterized. The record is from RefSeq and is a predicted model, not a curated record. Bases 1 to 264 code for a protein of 87 amino acids. The transcript has a single exon. Lineage: Eukaryota; Viridiplantae; Chlorophyta; Mamiellophyceae; Mamiellales; Mamiellaceae.